AUGUUCCGUAUCAUCAGCUGUGUGUUGCUGUACAGCACUUUGAUAGCGGGAUUUCCAUUUCCAUUCCCGGCAGCACCUGUAAUACCACCUACUGCUGUAGUCCCAACGCCAUUCCCAUUUGUCCCAGGGUCCACACCGGUAGUACCAACUACGGUUCCCUUUGCAUCACCAGUCCGGCCGGUUAUUCCUACCCCCGUUCCACUUGCUCCAGGUGCUAGGCCCGUUCUGCCUGGCAUCAAUAAUAAUCCUUAUUACAACUACGCUGGUGGCCCUGCUAUUCCUAUCCUGUCGUAUUCUAGCGAACAUGGUGUUGAUGGAACUUAUGCCUUCAGCUUUUCGACCGCUGAUGGUAAGCAAGCUCAAGAAAGUGGAUAUUUGAAAGAUGCUUUCAUUGAUAACGCUGGAAACCCACAAGGAACGCAGGUUGUACAAGGAAGUUAUGCUUACAUCUCGCCUGAAGGUACACCUAUUCAAGUGAGCUACGUCGCUGACGAAAACGGGUUCAGACCUUCAGGGGUGCACAUUCCUGCUGAUGGAAAAGCUACACCCAUUCUACCUGUAGACGGAAUCAAUAAACAAAUCUUCGACCCAACAUACAACCGUUAUGACCCUUACAGAAGCCGGUACAACAACUUUGGGCCUUACAACCGGCCUUACGACCCCAGGUAUCCCUACGACCCCACAAAGAUCAAUCCUUACUACAAUCCCAAUACCUACAAUCCUUAUCGCAUCGGAAUCCAAAACAAAAAUUCUAACCAAGAAACUAAAAAGGAAUCUGUUUAA
This is a messenger RNA of Spodoptera littoralis (African cotton leafworm), 783 nucleotides long. NCBI's taxonomy places the organism in Eukaryota, Metazoa, Arthropoda, Insecta, Lepidoptera, Noctuidae. The record is from the annotation of a GenBank genome assembly.